Molecule: messenger RNA, 1908 nt
Organism: Aspergillus bombycis
Lineage: Eukaryota; Fungi; Ascomycota; Eurotiomycetes; Eurotiales; Aspergillaceae
Product: putative serine/threonine protein kinase (Nrc-2)
Exons: 5
Coding region: 1-1908 (635 amino acids)
Biological process (GO): protein phosphorylation
Cellular component (GO): cytoplasm; plasma membrane; nucleus
Molecular function (GO): protein serine/threonine kinase activity; ATP binding
Source: RefSeq, a predicted model, not a curated record
AUGACCCAACUUUUCGCCUCCAGUCCGUCCAAUGUGUCGAACGAGAAACGUGGAAGCUUCCCUAGCCUCUCGCUCCCGUCCAAAAAACAUACCAAUGAGUCAAGCCAUCUUCCAACAAAGAUCAAGAACUUUUUUCGCAUAAAUAGCUCGAGCAGCAAUUCGUCUCAUCACAGUCAUAGCCACAGUGGCGACCGGGAUAGAGAGGGCAGUCCUCACAUCGGCGCCAAGACCGAAUCUAAGUCGGCCUUCAGGCAAUCGCGAUUCCUCCCCACGAUUGGUCGCAAUCGCUCAACCACUGUUGCUAGCGAAGGCAAUCCGCUGGACGAGGGAGUGUCUCCAACUGCAACAGCCAAUCCGUAUUUCGUUCACCAGGGCCAACCGUCCUUACAGCAUCGCAAUGACGGUUCGGAGCCUUCCUCUCCGCCAGACACUCCAGAGCUACAGGUCGACGGGGUCUCCGCUGCUGAGCAGGCCACGACUGCCAACAAAACAGAAUUAGCCCGAAAGCUGCGCCGCGUCGCUUCCGCCCCGAAUGCACAGGGUCUAUUUGCCAAGGGCGAGAAUGAUGGACGCCCUCAAACGGCUGAAACGGGAAACCAGCCCCCAGUGGAAGAAACCGACUCUCAGAUCACGAUCGCGGAGGAUACAGUCGGGAGUCUCUCCGUACCUAAAAUGGGUGCCGACGGCAAGAUCCCGAGUCCCGGCGAGAUUCGCAACCAGGUGGCCUUCCGCAGAACGUAUAGCUCCAACUCGAUCAAAAUUCGGAAUGUGGAGGUUGGGCCAAGUAGCUUCGACAAGAUCAAAUUGAUCGGCAAAGGCGAUGUAGGAAAGGUGUAUCUCGUUCGCGAAAAGAAGACGAGCCGCUUAUAUGCUAUGAAGGUCCUGAGCAAGAAGGAAAUGAUCAAACGAAACAAAAUUAAGAGGGCGCUGGCCGAACAGGAGAUCCUCGCCACAAGUAAUCAUCCUUUUAUCGUCACGCUCUAUCACUCUUUCCAGUCCGAGGAUUAUCUCUACUUAUGUAUGGAGUAUUGUAGCGGUGGUGAAUUUUUUCGAGCUCUUCAAACACGUCCGGGGAAAUGCAUAUCCGAAGACGCGGCGCGAUUCUAUGCGGCGGAAGUUACAGCCGCUUUAGAGUAUCUCCAUCUCAUGGGUUUUAUCUACCGCGAUCUAAAGCCAGAGAACAUUCUUCUGCAUCAAUCUGGUCAUAUCAUGCUGUCAGAUUUCGACCUGUCUAAACAAUCGGGCCCUGGCGGUGCGCCCACCAUGAUUCCGGCGCGGAGCGGCAACUCGACGACGUCUCUGCCCACCAUCGACACCAAGUCAUGCAUUGCUGAUUUCCGGACGAACUCCUUUGUAGGAACGGAGGAAUACAUUGCGCCGGAGGUUAUCAAGGGCUGCGGACAUACCAGCGCAGUUGACUGGUGGACCCUUGGCAUCCUGAUCUAUGAGAUGCUCUACGGCACAACACCGUUCAAGGGUAAGAACAGGAACGCAACGUUUGGAAACAUCCUACGAGAUGACGUCCCAUUUCCUGAACACGGAGGGGCCCAACAAAUUUCCAAUAUGUGUAAGUCUUUGAUCCGUAAGCUGUUGAUUAAAGAUGAGACGAAGCGUCUUGGAGCUCGUGCAGGUGCUUCGGACGUCAAAACCCACCCGUUCUUUCGGCAAACACAAUGGGCCCUUAUUCGCCAUAUGAAGCCACCGAUGAUUCCUCAUCAAAGCCGAGGAACGGAUACUCUGAAUUUCCGCAAUGUCAAAGAAAGUGCCAGCGUUGAUAUUGGCGGUAGCAACCCUACCAAGAUGAAGGGUGUCCCCAUGGAUUCGGGUCUUGCCACGCCCAAUGGGGAAGUGAACGACCCAUUUGAAGAGUUCAACAGUGUGACUCUUCAUCAUGACGGAGAUAUGUAG